Messenger RNA from Saprolegnia diclina VS20, 2577 nucleotides. RefSeq lists its product as hypothetical. Gene Ontology annotation, biological process: protein deubiquitination. Gene Ontology annotation, molecular function: cysteine-type deubiquitinase activity; nucleic acid binding; zinc ion binding. The record is from RefSeq and is a predicted model, not a curated record. Lineage: Eukaryota; Oomycota; Saprolegniomycetes; Saprolegniales; Saprolegniaceae. The transcript has 7 exons. The coding region runs from base 26 to 2473 and encodes 815 amino acids.
CGAAGGUUGAGGAGGAGUUGUGAGGAUGGAGCACGAAGCGAGUUCCGCGACGUCCGGCCACGGCAGCGCCCUGCCCCAUGGCAGCGCCCAUCCCGCCUCUAACUCGUACUCGUCCGCGCCCCACCGGCGCUACCAUGGCGGCCAUGACGAUGGCCACACCAAGUACACGUCGCCCCGCCACAACAAUGGCCACUACGCCAAAGCCAAAGGCGCGGGGUACUACGGCAACAACAACAACGUCAACCACCACCACCACCACCAAGCGCAAUACCACGCGGCCAUGAACAUGAACGGUGGGCGGUACUACAAUGCGCACGUCCAGCCGCCGCUUCCGCCAUUGCCUCCGGGCGGCUCGAUGCCACCGCCAUCGCCGUCGCCGUCGAGCGCCUCGACCGACACGACCGCCGCGUCGCCGUCGCAUGUAGACACCAUCAAGUGCAACCGAUGUGGCGAGAAGGGGCACAUGGCGGUGGCAUGCCCGCUCAAGCCACGCCACAGCUACAACAAGGGGCCGCGCGUGUGCAAGUUUUGGGCGAAUGGCCACUGCCAACGCGGCAACGACUGCUCUUUCUUCCACGGCAACCCGGACCAAGCGAUGAUAUACGGCGCGCCGACGAGCAUGAUGAUGACGAUGCCACCGCCCCAGUACAUGAUGGACCCGGCCGCCGGCUACUACUACCCGCCCGUGCCCGUCAUGCCCGCAGGGUACCCGCCAGCUGCCGCGCCAUACGAACCGUCGCCGACGUCCGAGACGCCGCCGCCCGAAGGCGAGAUGUACGACGCUGCUGGGUACCCGAACGACGCCUACGUCGAGCCGCCGUAUGGCGCGCCGCCGGUCUACCACAACCCGUACGCGCCGCCCCAGUACGCUCCGUACGGCCCGCCGCAAAGCGGCUACCCAGACCAACGCGCGUACUACCAGCCGCCAUCGCACAAGUUGUACCCGCCGCAACACGGCCAUUUUUACAACCCGUACUACCCACGCGGGUACGUGGCACCGCCGACUGCCUACUCGAACGUCGACGCCGUCGACGCACCGGUUGUCGAGACGCCCGACGAACCGCCAAUGUACGACGAGCCGCCGCCCGUGGCGCCCGACGAGACCCCUGUUGCGACCGACGUGAUCGAUCAAGUACCGACAUCGGUGGUGCCCGACGCAGUGCCGGACGGCGCGCCGCUCGUGGAGGCGGUGCGAGACCUCAAGCUCGAGACCGCGCCCAAGCCCAAGAAGAAGAAGAAGUCGAAGGCGCGUGUCGAGGCUGCGCCCGCCGACGCACCGGUCGCGCAUUCGCCACGCUCGGAGAAGGGUCUGCGCAACGACACUGGCGAGAACAACUGCUUUCUGAACGUCGUCGUGCAGUCGCUUUUCCAUCUGCAGACGUUCCGCAAUGCGUUCCGCUCGAUCACGCGCCACGUGUGCCCUGGCGACGGGCGCUGUGUCUACUGCGCGCUCUCGGCCGUCUUUGACAUGCUUUCACCCGGCGACAACCAAACGGCGUGCAGCUCGGAUGCGCUGCGCUCCGUGCUGAGCACGCUCUCGGCGUCGUCGGCAGCGAACGUGUCGCUACCGCCACCGGGCGACGGUCCCAACCGGUUCUCGCUCGGCUCAAUGGACGACGCAGCGGAAGCCCAUGACGCAGUCCUCUGGCAGUUGCAUGAAGCGCUCAAGACGUCGAGCAAGACGCAAGACUGUACUUGCGUGAUCCACAGCGUGUUUGGCUUGCUUGUCGGCGAAGAGGCGCACUGCCCCAAGUGCCACACCAAGAUGACGGCAGCCACUUACGACACGAUGGUCAUGGCGGCGUCGACCGCCCAGUUGCACGACCACAUUGUGCGCAAGAAGGCGCGGACGUUUGACAAGCUGUUGGCGCACGUCGUGGCGAUCGGCGGCGGCACGCGCAAGUGCGCGAACUCGAGGUGCCGCAACACGGAUCUGCUGCCGUCGAGUCUCAAGCUCAAGGCACUGCCGCAGGUGUUUACGGUCGGUCUCUCGUGGCCCAACGCGCAGCCGAGCUCGGGCUACUUGGGCCACAUCGUCUCGAGCAUUGCGCCCACGAUCGACUUGACGCGCGUGUUUCCCAACCUAAUUGCGGACGGUCUCGCGCUGCCCCAUGGCGGCGGCAACGACGCGCACCUCAUGGGUGUCUUUUGCUACUUUGGGCACCACUACCUCACGUUCCUCUUCCAGCCGUCGACGAACGAGUGGCUCUCGUUCGACGACACGGUCGUCAAGCGCGUCGGGGCGUCGUGGAGCGAUGUGCAAAAGGUGUGCUUGGAGAACCAUUUGCAGCCGAUGGUCCUCUUCUACGACGUGGCCAAGAAGCCGGUGGCGGACAAGGUGCUGCAGUUUACGAUCGGCGACUUUGUGCUCUCGGUCGCGUCCGAAGUCGACCAAGAGAAUUGGCGCGCGACCGACAGCAGCCCGCACACGGACACGGACGUGCUUCGGUCGUCGUCGCCUGUGUCCACCUAGAAGACGCCGAUCCUGCCGGCACCGAGAUUAUAUUUAUAUCCUACCACAUUUAGUCUUGGCACCAGGAGGGUAAUCGCCGUAUAAUGCAUGCUCGUCGUCCACUA